Messenger RNA from Xenopus laevis (African clawed frog), 2279 nucleotides. It is a transcript of the gene slc7a10.S, whose product is annotated as solute carrier family 7 (neutral amino acid transporter light chain, asc system), member 10 S homeolog. NCBI's taxonomy places the organism in Eukaryota, Metazoa, Chordata, Amphibia, Anura, Pipidae. Bases 195 to 1790 code for a protein of 531 amino acids. The record is from RefSeq and is a predicted model, not a curated record. The transcript is spliced from 11 exons.
AUUGUGUGUGCCAAUCUCUGCUGUGUCACUGUGCUCUCUGCAGGUCCAGCAAAAAGAGCAGAGUAACCAUCCUAAGUACCAGGGGCACAGCAAGGGGCCACAUCCCAGAAUCUGGGGAAGAUCACACAGUGAAGUGAAAAGCACAACAGGCUGGCAACUGAGCGCAGCAGAAUCUUUCAGGGACCUGGAGAGACAUGGCAGGAGAAAACCAGCUACAGAACUCAUGCAAGAACAGUCAGGAGCAGGAUCCAACGGUACCCACACAGCACAUUCCCAAUGCCACCACUACAAACCAAGAAAGCCCCACCACAGAAAAAGUGACUCUAAAAAAAGAAAUUGGACUCAUCAGUGCAUGUGCCAUCAUUAUAGGCAAUAUUAUAGGCUCAGGAAUCUUCAUUUCCCCUAAAGGAGUCCUUGAACACACUGGAUCUGUAGGAUUGGCAUUGGUUAUCUGGGUUCUUGGUGGAGGAGUGGCAGCCCUUGGAUCAUUGUGUUAUGCUGAACUUGGAGUAACUAUCCCAAAAUCAGGAGGUGAUUAUUCAUAUGUCACUGAGAUUUUUGGUGGGUUAGCAGGAUUUCUCCUGCUCUGGAGUACAGUGCUCAUCAUGUAUCCAACAAGUCUGGCAGUUAUUACGCUGACUUUCUCCAACUAUGUCCUUCAGCCAGUGUUCCCUGAAUGUAUCCCUCCCUACGAUGCCUCCAGAGUCCUGUCUAUAGUCUGCUUGUUGCUGUUGACUUGGGUGAAUAGCUCAAGUGUUCGAUGGGCCACCCGUAUCCAAGAUAUAUUUACUGCUGGGAAACUCUUAGCUUUGGGACUCAUUAUUGUAGUCGGAUUCAUGCAGAUAUUUAAAGGAAACUAUGAAGAGCUCAAACCGAGCAAUGCGUUUAAUUUUUGGAUGAUUCCGACGGUGGGGCAGCUGGCACUUGCUUUUUUGCAAGCAUCUUUUGCAUUCAGUGGUUGGAACUUUCUUAACUAUGUCACAGAAGAGAUGGUUGAACCUAGAAGAAACCUACCUCGCGCCAUAUUCAUAUCCAUCCCCUUGGUGACAUUUGUGUACACAUUCACCAAUAUCGCAUACUUUACUGCUAUGUCGCCUCAAGAACUCAUGUCUUCAAAUGCUGUUGCAGUUACAUUUGGUGAAAAGCUACUGGGUUAUUUUUCCUGGAUCAUGCCAGUCUCAGUGGCGCUGUCCACUUUCGGAGGGAUAAAUGGAUACCUCUUUACCUCAUCAAGGUUAUGUUUCUCUGGAGCCAGAGAAGGUCAUUUACCCAGCCUGCUUGCUAUGAUCCAUUUUAAAUAUUGCACCCCAGUCCCAGCUCUUCUUGUUUGUUGCGGAGCAACUAUAAUUAUCAUGCUUGUUGGAGAUACGUACACCUUAAUAAAUUAUGUGUCCUUUAUUAACUACCUCUGCUACGGAGUGACAAUUAUGGGUCUAAUUGUGCUACGUCUGAAGAAGCCCAAAAUGUUCCGACCGAUUAAGGUCAAUCUGCUUAUUCCAAUCACCUAUAUGAUAUUUUGGGCCUUCCUCCUGAUUUUUAGCUUUUAUUCUGAGCCGGUAGUCUGUGGGGUUGGGCUCAUUAUUAUUUUAACAGGGGUGCCAGUCUUUUUCCUGGGAGUCUACUGGAAGAACAAACCAAAGUGUAUAGAUAGAUGUAUUGAAUACAUGACGUAUUGUGGACAAAAAGUGUGUUACGUUGUGUACCCUCAGCCUGCCGUUCCUGAAGAAGAAAUCAUGCCUCAGAAUGAAAACCAGGUCACCGACAAUGAGAAAUCCAUCAAAACGCAGUGAUCUGUGCAAAUGUCAGAAGUAACAUUUUGUUUACAUGCUGAUUUUCAAGAGGAGACAAAAAAAAAAAAGUGUACUUGAAACCCUAGAGAUCUAGUAAAGCACAGAGUGCAUCUAUUGCGGGAAUGUUCAAAGCUGUGUUAACAUAAAAGGCAGCAAUCAAUAUCUGUAUUGCAACUAAUUCUGAAUUUGCACCUAUGGGAACAUUGCAUUGAACUUCCCCUCCCCCAGCUAAAGUGACAUUUUUCUUCAAAUCCGUCAGGAUUACCUUUGCUUUGAUAGGAGAUUGCGGCAAAGAACGGCUGCCCUAUUACUAUACUGUUUUGAUUAACCUCUUCCCUAUCAGGGUAAGCACAAAGUGAUCUUGGCGAGGGCCCCCCCCCCCUGGCAGAAAUGAUUGUACAGCUAUAUAUAUUCUGAAAAAAUAUUGCUGGGAUGCCUUGUAUAAAUUUGAAUGUCCUUAUUUGAUGAUUAAAGCCUCAUUUUGAACCA